CAAUCAGAAGAAGACAAAUGUCCUUUAAGCUAAAAUCGAGAUUUGUCAAAGGAACAGUAUUCAGUUAUUAUUAUUUUCAAUCGGAAUCGUAUCUUAUAUGACGUCUGUCUCGUCUUAAAUAUUAUAAUAACACGUCUACAAAGCUUUGUUUAUUGAAAUAAAACAAAAUGGAAGUUUUACAAUCAUUUAUGAUAGUUGCUAGUCUCAUAGCAGUAUUACCUUACACAUUAAGCUUAAGGGAAGGUGAAUGUGAAGUUUGCUUGGGAGUAAUAAAUAAACUAGCUAAGAGUCUAACAGAUGAUGAGAAGUCUCUGCCAGCCAAAAUAGAACAGAAGUUUAAAGAUAUCUGUCUAAAUACAAAGAAAGCAGAAAAUCGUUUUUGUUAUUAUUUAGGAGGACUAGAAGAAUCUGCCACGUCUAUUUUAGCAGAAAUGUCGAAACCCAUGAGCUGGGGUUUGCCAGCAGAUAAAAUAUGCGAGAGACUGAAGAAAAAGGAUUCACAAAUAUGUGAAUUAAGAUAUGAAAAGGUAAUUGACCUCAAUACUGUAGAUUUGAAAAAAUUGAAAGUAAGAGAUCUGAAGAAAAUCCUUUCCGACUGGGACGAGAGAUGUGAAGGAUGUAUUGAGAAAGCAGACUACAUCAAGAGAAUAGAAGAAUUAAAACCAAAAUAUUUCCAUCAAGAAUUGUAAUGGAAAUGGGACUUAGGACAUUCAUUCAGACAUUUAAUUUGUGCUACAAAAGAAAUGGUAAUUUUAUAUAAUGGCAAUUGUACUAAAAGAUACAGCAUCAAAUAUUGUAGCACCAAGUCAUCAGUUUCUUUCAACAUCACAAAGUUAAUUUAUUUGUGGAUUUCACUUUAGUUGUUAAAAAACCCAAAAUUUUCAACUUGUUUGAAAAUUUUAACUUUUAUUGACAUGUAACAUUUUCAAAUAAACUGAAAAUUUUCACUUAAA
This is a messenger RNA of Centruroides sculpturatus (bark scorpion), 953 nucleotides long. RefSeq names its product mesencephalic astrocyte-derived neurotrophic factor homolog (gene Manf). Gene Ontology annotation, biological process: neuron projection development; dopaminergic neuron differentiation. Gene Ontology annotation, cellular component: endoplasmic reticulum. The transcript has 5 exons. Lineage: Eukaryota; Metazoa; Arthropoda; Arachnida; Scorpiones; Buthidae. The coding region runs from base 168 to 689 and encodes 173 amino acids. The record is from RefSeq and is a predicted model, not a curated record.